AUGAAUUUUAUCAAGGGUAUAUUCAAUAAAGUUGUAGGAACUUAAUAACCUUUAAUUGAAUAAGAGAUAUUUGAUUUUGUAAUUUUAGGAACAUGCUUUAAAUAAGAUGAAGCUAAAUUUACUAAAUUGUAAUUAAAAUUACUAUACUUAGAUCAUCUAAUACAGAAUUUGUAUUCGACAAAUUAUCAAAUGACGAAUAUGAUCAUAUUCUAAUUGUUAGAUUGAAUAGAGCCUCUAAGACUUAUAGUAAUGUAAUUAGUUCAAAAGAAGGAGAUUUAUAUUUUAAUAUUUCAUUUUUUAAAUCAAUUCACCAUUCAUUAUUAAAUGAUGAUAUAGAAGAGUUUAGUUUAGAUUUGAUGUAUGAUUUUUAUUAUUAAUUUAGAGAUAUUUAAGGUAUUAAAUGGAGUUUGAGGAUGCAUUUUUUAAAGAAUACAAAGUCAGACAUUUUAAAAAUUGAAAAUUUUAAAUUAAAUUUGAGCAAGCUAAUUUGGAUUCAUAAAAAUAAGAAGGCUCUUCCAAAAAAUUAAACUGAAUUAAAUAAUUUGUUACCUACAAAAUAACCUUCUAAAUUAGAGAUGCAUAAUUUAGUUUAAUAGAAAUAAAUGAAAAAAACACUUAAAAAAGUGGAUAGAUCAAUAUUAUCAUAAGUAACAGAAAGAAAUAGAUAAGAAAAAGAAAUUAUUGGAGAUGUUAUCAAUUAUUUUUUGCAGCAAGAUAUUGAUUCUAUAAAAUAAAUUUAUGCUGGAAAAUUAUAUGUGCUUUAUCCAGAAUUAGCAGAAGUUAGACUCAUAAAUCCAUUAGUUAUAAUGGCUUUAAAUAUUAUAUCUAAAACAGAGUGUAGAAUGGAAUUAUAUAAUUAAGAUAGACAAUUACUUUUGAUUUAAUCUUUAAAAGACUUCAUAAGUUUUGAAGUAGAUAAAGAUUAGAAUUACUUGAGUUGGGUUUAUUUUGAUGGCUUAAAUUCCAUAGUAAUAUAUUUCAAAUUCGAUAUUUUGGAUGGAGCCACAUCUAUGGGUUUUAUUUUAUAAAAGUCUAGAAUUUUUAUGAAAUAAAAAAAAAAUUUAUAAUUAGAUACUUCCACAUCUAGUUCAUUUAGUUAAGUUUCAACUGCAACUACAAUAAAUUUAAAUGAGAUAUAGGACUAAUAAAUUUAAUAGAAAAAAUAAAAAAAGUAUAAAUAUUAAGAUCAUUUAAAUACUCUAAAAUAAGGUUUGAAAACAACGUCUACAAAAAAAAUUAUUCAUAAUGAAAUUGAUGAUUUAAUAAUUUUAGAAGAUAAAACGAUAUCAUUAAUUAAAAAAAAUAAGUCAUUUUAAAUUAACUAAGAAAUUAUAUUUGAUAAAACAUAUUUUAGCAAAAGUUUGGAGAAAUUAGUCCUCUAUUAAUAAUUUUCAUAAGAAUUAAAUCUAAUAGACUUACAAACCGAAACAUAAGAAAUGAUUAAAUUAAAUUUUUAGAUUGCAGAUGUUUGGCAUCAUGAAAAAUAAUUCAUAUUAUUAAGCAAUAAAUCAGUUUAUGUUCUUGACUAAGACAAAGCUAUAAAAAAAAGUAAUCUAAAAAUUUUAAUUAUAUAUUAGUUUAUGAAAUUGAUUAAAAUUAGAAGGACAACUAUAUAAUUGUGAGAUGUUCAAUAAGUGGAUCUAUAGUUAUCGGAACAUAAUUAGGUCUCUUAUGUGUAUUUGAUAAUAUUAAAACAAUGAAAUAAAUCAAUAUAUUUGAAGGAUUAGGUGAUUAGAUUUAAGAUAUAGCACUAAGUUCAGAUGAAAAGUAAAGAUGUGUAAUAAAUUAGAUUUAUUAUUAUAAAUAAUUUCUAAUAUAUUUAAUACUAAUAAAUAGUAACAAAUAAUUAGAACGGUUAUUAGUAAAAGUUAGAUUUAAAACUAUUUCCAAUUAAAGUUUAAUUAAAUCCUGAAGAUUUAAUUUUAAUGGGAAUAUUUAAUUUUCCAAAUUACUAGCAUGUUAGAAUAGAUAAGAAUAAUAAAGUUAUAGCAGCUUAACUGGAAAAUUUACAGGUGAUUUGGAAUGUUGGAUAAAUAGUUAAUCAGCAACAAAAUUCUUAUCAAGUAUAAAAAAACAAUAAAUUAGAUUUUUAUUCUCCCUGAAGAAAUUUUUGAUUAAUCAUAUAGAGAGGAAGAUUUAAUAAUUCUUUCAGAAUCAAAUAUAUAUAUAAGAGAAUGUGAUUGAUAUAAUUAAAAAUAUAUAAAUAACUGGC
Molecule: messenger RNA, 2212 nt
Organism: Paramecium sonneborni
Lineage: Eukaryota; Ciliophora; Oligohymenophorea; Peniculida; Parameciidae
Source: the annotation of a GenBank genome assembly